GCUGACUCGGACCCUCCUCAUCUUCUUCGACUUGGCUUGGAAGCUCCGCAUCAACUUCCCCUAUCUCUACAUCGUGGCCUCCAUGAUGCUCAACGUCAGGCUACAGGUACAUAUUGAGAUUCACUAAAUCGUGACUUAUGCUACAACUAAAAGGCAUUCCAUUAUUUACUACAGUUCAGUACAAUGCAGAGUUUGGAGGACAGACGGGUGAUGCAUAUCUCUUAUAUUAAUAUGGAACAGGAAGAUGAUGUAGGACACCAACACCUGCGUAAAAAUGCCCUGAAUGAGCAGAAUGAAAUUCUUCGUCUUCCAAAUAUCCAGUCGUUAGUGAACAACUCUCAAGUGGAUAAUAAUCAUUUGCAAAAGGAGUUCUUCUCUCUUAAGAUCAGGAACUGCACUCUGUUUAAAGCUGUCCCAUUGCCUCAUAUUGGCAAGAAAAGGCCACCACGCUUGAAUGAUGCGGCGAAUGGAGCUGCGUCUUCCAAGGAAUCGCUAGGUCCACUUUUUUCUCCUGAAAAAGAUAUAUUUGAAAAGCUCUUUAAACACUUUGAUAGCACUGCAGUGACAGGCUGGCUGGAGAAGGCACGCAACUUCAUUAGUGACAUGGGCACGUGGAGUUGUUGCGGAGAUAACUUUGUACGCUUUGCACAUUUCUGGCUGUCUGAACUCCAGUACAACCACAAAGAGCAACUGUUAGAACUGGAAAUGGGAGUUAUUGAGGAUGAAGUACGCCUUGCUUUUGAGGGGACAGGCUCCAAGGAGUUCCAGCCAUCGGAUUUGAAUUCCAUUCUUGCAGCUGCGCUGAGUGAAUAUCCCAUCGGACUUGUGAACGACCAGAACCCAUAUGUUUUUCUUGACUAUUUAAACCUUAUGUCUUCAGCGGACACAUCUGAAUAUAAGGAAAUGCUUUCAGCUAUACAGUACACAACCAAGAACCCUCAGAUAGCUCAGUGGUUGCUAGCUAUACGAGCAUUUGCACUUGCAAAUCUCUGGCAUGCAAUAGUGAAGUUCUAUAAGGCAUUGGUCAAAACCCAGCUCUCUUCUGAACAACCUAUCAAGAGUUCUGUUUCUGCUACUAGAAAGCACUCCAGCGAAGUGGUUAAAGAAAGAGCUUUACAGACAGUUCAGUUGGGAUAUGCAGAUGUCUUGGAUUACCUUGUUAGAAGUCAGAAGCUUGAUCUCAGUGUUGCUGAUGAAAAGAACAGAAAUCUAAUAUUUUUAGCCACUAUAUAUGAUCAGUCAAAGAUCUUGGAUUAUUUCCUUGAAAUGCUGGCCCUUAGCUCUGCUUCGGUGGGUGAGCAGUAUUUCCUGCUAAUUUUCCAGGCUCUUCCUGUGCCCAACAUAAACCAAGUAGCAGAAAAUGGAAACACAGCACUUCAUGCCGCAGUAAACACUGGAAAAAUGCAUCUCGUGUCUUCGCUCUUGCAUUACCCUGGAAUUAAUGUGAAUGUCCCAAAUCCACAGUGCGAUGGGGCGACUGCGUUACAUCUUGCUAUUGCUUACGGGCACCUGGGAAUUUGCUAUUUGUUGCUGAAUGCCACCGCUGAUGUAGAAAGUCCCAUGGGAGGGUUGACACCUUUGCAACUUGCCGAGAUGUUUGGGAAUGAAACUAUAAUCGCCCUUAUAAAAAUGCACGUAAAGAAAUUUAAACUUGAAAAUAAAAUGUUUGCCUGAUCAUCUUGUUGAACAACAUCCCGUAGAAUUUUUGAAUAAAUACCACCUAUUUUAAUUUUUCUAUUAAAGCUUUCCCCCCGCACAAA
Molecule: messenger RNA, 1760 nt
Organism: Podarcis muralis (Common wall lizard)
Lineage: Eukaryota; Metazoa; Chordata; Lepidosauria; Squamata; Lacertidae
Gene: FAM220A
Product: family with sequence similarity 220 member A
Molecular function (GO): protein binding
Source: RefSeq, a predicted model, not a curated record